AUUACACAGAGAGAGAGAGAGAGAGAGAGAGAGAGAGAGAGAGAGAGAGAUUGUACCUCGCCCCGACGAUGAACAGUGUAGUUAUAGCAAAAGGAGUCUGAGGAAAGUAUAUUGCGUUGGGACCGUGCUGGAAAGCUGUGGGAUGCAGAGCGAGAUCGUGAAUAUGCGGAUUAUACGCCACCUGCUGGUACUUCUUAUGCACCUUUCCCUCGGGACCUUUGCAGAACGAUUCUCCAACGGUUAUUAUUAUCAGGACAUAGUGAAUGGAAAUGGGGGAAUGUACUUCCACCGAAUCCGUCUUCACGUGGAAUCAUCCGAACCUCUGGUGUCUGCUGUCCAGGGGAGUAACGUCACGCUGCCCUGUCAUUACCGCUACGAGCCCGAGCUCAACUCGCCCCGCAGGACGCGGGUCAAGUGGUUCUGGCAGCCCGAGCCCGGUGGAGUACAGGAACGUGACGUUAUGGUGGCCAUCGGCACGCGUCAUCGGAGUUACGGAGACUUCAAGGGGCGCGUGCGGAUCCGUCGAAGCGCACCGGGCGACGCGUCCCUCGUCAUCAAUCCACUACAAUCUGAUGACACCGGUCGCUACCGCUGUGAAAUUAUUGACGGUCUGGAGGACGAAAGCACUACCGUGCAUCUUAAGUUUCGAGGUGUGGUGUUUCCAUAUUACUCCUCUAAGGGGCGCUAUCUAAUGAACUUCCACGAAGCCAAGGAAGCGUGUGAACAGCAGGAUUCGCACCUGACCACAUUUGAGCAGCUCUUCGCUGCUUGGGAGGAAGGGCUGGAUUGGUGUAACGCUGGGUGGGUCGCUGACGGGACAGCACAAUACCCCGUUUCAGUGCCACGAGAGGCCUGCGGCGGUACCCAUCUGGCUCCCGGCGUGCGGAGCUACGGUGCUCGAGACAAAGAUCUGGACCGGUUUGAUGCGUUUUGCUUCACUUCGUCCAUAAGAGGUGAGGUCUACUUUCUGCAGCAUCACAGCAAGCUGAACUUCACAGAGGCGGAAGAGGCCUGUCAGAACGACGGAGGACAUAUUGCUAAAGUUGGGCAGUUAUACGCCGCCUGGAGAUUUGUGGGAUUUGACCAGUGUGACGCCGGUUGGUUAGCAGACGGGAGCGUACGUUACCCGAUCGUCACUCCCAGAAUAAACUGCGGUCUGUCAGAACCAGGUGUGCGGAGCUUUGGUUUCCUUCCAAAGCAUUUAAAACAUGGCGUGUAUUGUUACAAAGUCCGCUGGUGAAAUAUGUAGUUCAUCUUAAAUGUGUAAGCAAUUCUGUGAAAAUACAAAUGACACUUUCAUUCAAAACAAAAUACACUACUGAUACUCACAAUUUUUGUAAGUUCUGGACGUUUUCUGAAAUGCUCUACUGUAUCCCAAAAACAUUACAGCUGUGCUUAUUUGGAUAUUUACACUUCAAAACAAAACAUUUAGGUUAAGAUUUAAACUCAAGAUGGAUUGGCCAAGUAGUAUUUUUUAAUGUGGUCAUUUCAUUUUAUACAACAUAUAUAGUUCUAUAGUAUUUUGUAUCUAUGUAGAACAAAGCGGUAAAGCUUGAAUUGGGUGUUGGGACAUUCUUCAAGCAUUUUAGUAAUAUUUUCUUAUAUAAUAAAAUGCUUUGAUUUUAUAGCGCCAUAAUACAUAGUUAACCAAUCAAUUCAUCUUCUAGUAGCAAAUUUACAGCAUAUGCAUGACUGCUUUAUAUUUUGCUUGAGUCGUCAUCCAAAAAACGAUCGAUCCCAUCAAUAAAUUGUAUUUUAAUAA
Messenger RNA from Triplophysa dalaica, 1762 nucleotides. RefSeq names its product hyaluronan and proteoglycan link protein 3 (gene hapln3). Gene Ontology annotation, molecular function: hyaluronic acid binding. The record is from RefSeq and is a predicted model, not a curated record. NCBI's taxonomy places the organism in Eukaryota, Metazoa, Chordata, Actinopteri, Cypriniformes, Nemacheilidae. The coding region runs from base 143 to 1240 and encodes 365 amino acids. Gene Ontology annotation, biological process: cell adhesion. The transcript is spliced from 5 exons.